AUGCCGCACCCAGUCCUGCGCCCUCGCCAGCGCAGUGAGGACCUUAGGGAGCUGUACCGUGAGAACGACGCCAACAACGGCGCAGUUCAGGACUCGGUCAAGCGACACCGACUUCGCCGUAUCAAAGCUUACUCGGCGCUGGCUACAGCAGCCGCGGCGUCGCACGAUAGGCCGAGGGUGUACUCUCUGCCGGUGAGCCAGGACGAGGUGCUCGAGAGAUUCACUGCCAAGGUAAGUGUCAUAGGAAUGUAAUCGUUGCGUUGCAGGCUCUGUCUUCAGAUCAUGAGCAGCCCAGUACCCUCACAGGCGACCGGCUUGUCGAUCGGCCGUUCCUUGAUGUUCAAGCGGAGUCUAACCUAUCGAUAGAACAAGCCCGUCGUCGAGAGGAAGACCACAGAAGUACUCGUGCACAAGCUUUUCACACCAGCGUGCGACGAGUCCCCGAGUACGGCCUCAGACUUUUCCUGCACUGGAGACCUGAGCAAUGCGAGCACCUUACUUCACCGCAAAAGCAAAGCCGAGGACCUAAGAUCGAGAUACGCUCUCGAGAGCAAGACUGUCGUCGAUGGCGGAGAAUAUUCGGAGCCGGACACUCUCUUCUUGGGAAACAUCGUCAACUCGGAGACCACGGCGACACAUGAGCCGGUCGAGGAGGCUGUGUACUGCAUUUGUCGUCGCCCGCUCGACGCAGCACAGGGUGAGAUGGUGAAAUGCGACGUCUGCAGCGAGUGGUUCCACCUGCACUGUGUUGGUCAAGGUCAUCGCGAUGUCGAUUACUUCGCCGAUCACAUCUUCUUCUGUCCGGAUUGCGAGACCAUUGCCUUCCAGGAGAUGGCCGCGGACGAGGAAAAGGCCGCUUUGACAGCCGGUGCUGUGGCCGAUGCUGGUGCUGGUGUCGACGCUGGAAAAGAGCGGGAUUAG
This is a messenger RNA of Lecanosticta acicola, 921 nucleotides long. Lineage: Eukaryota; Fungi; Ascomycota; Dothideomycetes; Mycosphaerellales; Mycosphaerellaceae. The record is from the annotation of a GenBank genome assembly.